AUGGUCAACUUCUAUUUCACCACUGUGGUUUCGGCUCUCAGCCUGGUCACUGCCACGGCCAUUCCAGCUUCCGUUUCAAAAAGCCACCAUCAAGCAAGAGCAGAUCCAUCUUUUGCCCUAACGAUCCUGAGUGAGGAUCAAUUCAACAAUACCACCCUAACUGUACUCAAGGGUUCGUUGCCUACGGACCCAGAGAAGCGGGCUACAAUUAUUGGCGAAGAUGAUCGUCACCUGUCCGUGAACGACAAGUACCCCUACACAGCCGUGGGAAGAGUCGGUCUCAGUGGCGUUGAUUGGGGCGCUGGCUGCUCUGGUACUCUGGUCGGUCCCCGCCAUGUGCUUACAGCCCGUCAUUGUGUCAUGGAAUAUGAUGGUCUGGCAACUAUCGAAUUCUCCCCUGGCUAUGACCAGACCCCACGCUUCGGCAGUUCUAAGGUCACUCAUGCCAUCACGACACCCGAACUUAAAGACGAAUGUAUCAGUAAAUCAGACUGGGCCAUCCUCAUUUUGGAAGAACCCCUAGGGGAGAAACAGGGCUGGUUCGGUGUUAAGUCGCCCACCCAGGACAAGAUUGGCUCGCCCGAGUUCAAGACCUUGGGAUAUCCAGUUGAUCUUGACAAUGGAUAUAGGCCGUACCUGAUGGAAAAUAGCUCGAUCAUUGACGAAUGGGUCGGCUUUAAAUGCGGCGGUACCGGGCCGUUUUACACUGACACCGAUUCUAAUGAAGGGCAGUCCGGCAGUCCAUUUUGGGAAACCGUCGGCCAGGAUGUGUAUGUCUGGGGUGUUCUGUCUGGCGGAAUUGAGGCCACUGGUGAUAAUGGCUUCAAGCUCCUCGCCACUGUUUUCAGCUCGGGGCCAGAGAUUGUUAGCCACGUCAACCGACUUCAGCAGGAGUUCCCAUGA
Molecule: messenger RNA, 903 nt
Organism: Clonostachys solani
Lineage: Eukaryota; Fungi; Ascomycota; Sordariomycetes; Hypocreales; Bionectriaceae
Source: the annotation of a GenBank genome assembly